Molecule: messenger RNA, 875 nt
Organism: Panicum virgatum (switchgrass)
Lineage: Eukaryota; Viridiplantae; Streptophyta; Magnoliopsida; Poales; Poaceae
Product: ubiquitin carboxyl-terminal hydrolase 3-like
Exons: 8
Coding region: 46-666 (206 amino acids)
Biological process (GO): protein deubiquitination; ubiquitin-dependent protein catabolic process
Cellular component (GO): cytoplasm
Molecular function (GO): cysteine-type deubiquitinase activity
Source: RefSeq, a predicted model, not a curated record
GGCCAUGCGCCCAACGCCCAUGCCCCUUCACGAUUGGUGCAGUUCAUGUGGGGACUGGGGGUCCCCGAGGAUGUCGGGUUCUGCGACGUGUACGGCCUCGAUGACGAGAUGCUCGCCAUGGUGCCCCAGCCCGUGCUCGCCGUCAUCUUGCUCUACCCCCAGGACCGGAUCAAGGAAUCCCAGUCUUCGACUGCCUCACCGGUGGAGACCAAGCAGGAGCCCAGCAAGAAGUUAUAUUUCACAAGGCAGACAAUUGGAAACGCCUGUGGAACAGUUGGUAUUAUUCAUGCUCUGGGGAAUGCUGCUUCCAAAAUCAAGCUAGGUGAGGGAUCGUAUUUUGAUAGAUUUUAUAAACGAACUGCUGAUAUGGAUCCAGUCCAGCGUGCUGCAUUUCUUGAGGAGGACCAAGAAAUGGAGGAUGCUCAUUCUGUUGCUGUUUCUGCUGGUGACACAGAGGCCAAGGAUGGAGUAAUUGAACAUUAUAUUUGUUUCUCUUGUGUCGAUGGAGAACUUUAUGAGCUUGAUGGAGGUACGUCGCGGCCAAUAUCCCAUGGCCCUUCGUCCCCUGAUACUUUGUUGCAGGAUACUGCAAAAGUCAUAAAAGAAAGACUCGCACUGUAUCCUGAGUCAAACAGCUUCAAUGUCAUGGCUCUUUCAGGCAGAUGAUAAAUAUAUAUAGCUCGAGAUAUCAACCCGUAGAGCUGAGGUUCUCGUUUGCUGCAGCCUGCUAGCCUCAGUUUCAGUCCAACAGAGAAGCAGUAUUUAGUAUUGUUCUCUGGCUUUUGUUUUAAUAUUCGAACACGGGUGAACGAAAUAACAUGGUGACGACAAUGCAUCUACUCAGAACUCAUUGGUACCCUCGCUCUGUAUCUGUA